This is a messenger RNA of Phyllotreta striolata, 537 nucleotides long. Lineage: Eukaryota; Metazoa; Arthropoda; Insecta; Coleoptera; Chrysomelidae. The record is from the annotation of a GenBank genome assembly.
AUGGAUAAUAUUGGAAAGAAAUUCUCCUGUGAAACACCGGAAAGUAAAUUUAGAGAAAAAUCGAAGGAAUUUUUGAAAGAGAAUUUCAUGGAUAUCGAAAUAAGAAGAGUAUCUGCUUUAGUGAGAAAACACAAACAACGAAAAGUGGAAAACAUGGAGGAAAAUAGAGUGAUUAAGUGUGUUAAAAAUUUCGAACAUUUCGAGUGGAAUUUAACAGACGACGAGAAAAUUUACAAAAAAAUACAACUGCUAGUCGUCACCUUAUACUCUCUGAUGUUUUACGAGGAUACGCAAGUAAUUGGAUUGGAGAAACUCUCAAAAUUGCUUUUGAUGUCCAUUUUUGGCUUCAAACGACUUUACGAAGAACUCAACAACCAAGGUCGCAUACCGACUUUGAAGUUAGUUUCCAGCAUGGAAAAUGUCAUCGCUAAUCAGUCCAAGGAAAACCUGAAAGAGUUUUUGAGCGCCUACGAUUUCUUCAGCGAAAGAAAACCCAGCAUCCUGGAAACCGUCCUGCAAGCUGCUGUAAAAAGUUGA